Teleopsis dalmanni is the source of this 1325-nucleotide messenger RNA. RefSeq names its product multiple inositol polyphosphate phosphatase 1-like. Gene Ontology annotation, molecular function: inositol phosphate phosphatase activity; acid phosphatase activity. The record is from RefSeq and is a predicted model, not a curated record. NCBI's taxonomy places the organism in Eukaryota, Metazoa, Arthropoda, Insecta, Diptera, Diopsidae.
GGCUACGAAGAUCUCAGAGGUACAUCAAAACUCUAUCAAAAAUAUUAUCCUGAAAUCUUAACCAAGCCAUACAAUAAAUCGGUGUAUUUGUUUCGUCAUACUGAUACACAAAGAACUACAGAAAGUUUCAAAGCUUUCACUGAAGGACUUUUUGGUGCUAACAACGGUGCUCAGGAAGAACAAGUGCAAGGUGAUGACUUACUAUUACGUCCUUAUGACUAUUGUGAAUCAUGGAAAGCACAUGAUUAUAGCAGUUCCACGUCAGAAACAGGCAAAUUCAGAAAUUCAACCAUAUGGAAUAAUACGCUCGAUGAAGUCUCUAAACGUUUGGGCUUCCAGUAUACAUUGGAAGCAAGUGAUGUUGACCUCAUGUAUGAUAUGUGCCGUUACGAACAGGCUUGGCAAGUUGAUCGCACCUCUGUUUGGUGUGCGGCUUUCACUCCUGAGCAGGUUACGAUUUUCGAGUAUGAGGACGAUUUGAAGUACUACUACAAAUUAGGCUACGGUUUUGAGGGUAACACACGUCUUAACUGCCGCGCUGUUAAGGAUAUGCUGAAUCAUUUAAAUACUGAUAGUCUACCAAAUGUUGUUGCCUAUUUCGGACAUUCUUCUGGCGUACAAACUCUAAUUACCGCUUUGGGUAUUAACAAAGACGACAUUAAGCUCACUGCUGCUAAUUACAAUGAAUUGUCCUACCGCCGUUGGAAGACAAGCAACAUUGAUCCUUUCGCUUCUAAUUUCGUUGCUGUUAAGUUUGACUGUCAAGCUGCUCCCAAGGAAAAAGUAAUAUUUUUCCUCAACCAAUACGCUGUUGACUUGAACUGGUGUAAAGUUGGUCUCUGCGACUGGGAUGAAGUUAUGAAGCGCUAUAAGACAUUCUAUGAAGCCGAUUGCGCCGAUUAUUAUUGUGACAGUGCUGUUGGUGUGGGCGUGUCAUUGAUUUCGGUACUGUUCGCUGCCAUUGUUUACUUAAUUAAUUUUUAAAUUAAUCUGUAAUUAAAUGUAAAAAAAACAUACUUUAAACGCUAGUUCAAUUUUACUUUUUUCCAGUCUUUUAACGAAAUCAACUGUAAAAACUAAACGAUAUCACGUACAAAUUUAAGCCAAAAUAUAUCACAUUUAAAUAGUUUUUUUAUGAUAUUUUUUUUAAAACAGUUUUUUUAAACUUAAUGAAUUGCAGUCAGACAUUGUUUUAGUGAAAUAUACAAAUUCCAAUUCAUUCAAACCAAUGAAACGCACAAAUUGUAUUAAUUUUUUUAAGGUACGAAUUAUACAAAAAUAUUUAUUUAAUUUUAUCGCUACGACAACAAAUUGUUUGAAAUAAA